Molecule: messenger RNA, 3186 nt
Organism: Cavia porcellus (domestic guinea pig)
Lineage: Eukaryota; Metazoa; Chordata; Mammalia; Rodentia; Caviidae
Gene: Wnt2b
Product: Wnt family member 2B
Exons: 5
Coding region: 291-1481 (396 amino acids)
Biological process (GO): canonical Wnt signaling pathway; cell fate commitment; multicellular organism development
Cellular component (GO): extracellular region
Molecular function (GO): frizzled binding; cytokine activity
Source: RefSeq, a predicted model, not a curated record
UCGGCCCCGCGGCCCCACUCCGCGCCUCGGAGCCCCUGACACCGCACCUCGUGCCGGGCCGCGCGCCCCAGACCCCCAGCUGGGCGCGCCGUCGUCGGUUUCCGGGCGCUUAGACUUGCGCCCUCUCCAGGAACCUGUGCCCCGGUCCUGGACUCCACGUGACCCUAAGCCCCCAGCCACCGGCGAGCCCCAUGGCCAUCCAAAGGGUGAGGUAGGAACAGCCUGCGAAACCCUAGACGGUACCCCAUCCACGCCCCUCCGGGCUGCGCUGCAGGCGUCUUCGGGGAGCUAUGCUGAGGCCGGGAGGUGCUGAGGAAGCUGCGCAGCUCGCCCCUCGGCGCGCCCGCGCCCCUGCUCCCGCCCCUAUCCGCGCGCCCAGACCCGUGGUCCCCGACGUCUCCCCGACUUCGGCUUCAGCUCGCCUACGUAUUGCCUGUCUUCUGCUACUGCUGCUGACUCUGCCGGCCCGCGUAGACACGUCCUGGUGGUACAUCGGGGCACUAGGGGCCCGAGUGAUCUGUGACAAUAUUCCUGGUUUGGUGAGCCGGCAGCGGCAGCUGUGCCAGCGUUACCCAGAUAUCAUGCGCUCAGUGGGGGAAGGCGCCCGAGAAUGGAUCCGAGAGUGUCAGCACCAGUUCCGCCAUCACCGCUGGAACUGCACCACGCUGGACCGGGACCACACAGUCUUUGGCCGUGUUAUGCUCAGAAGUAGCCGGGAGGCAGCAUUUGUAUAUGCCAUUUCAUCAGCAGGAGUGGUCCAUGCAAUCACUCGUGCCUGCAGUCAGGGUGAACUGAGUGUGUGUAGCUGUGACCCCUAUACUCGUGGUCGACACCAUGACCAGCGUGGGGACUUUGACUGGGGUGGCUGCAGUGACAACAUCCACUAUGGCGUCCGCUUUGCCAAGGCUUUUGUGGAUGCCAAGGAGAAGAGACUUAAGGAUGCCCGGGCCCUCAUGAACUUACAUAACAACCGCUGUGGUCGCACGGCUGUACGGCGAUUUCUGAAGCUGGAGUGUAAGUGCCAUGGCGUGAGUGGCUCUUGUACUUUACGUACCUGCUGGCGUGCACUUUCAGACUUCCGCCGCACAGGAGAUUACUUGCGGCGGCGUUACGAUGGGGCUGUGCAGGUGACAGCCACCCAAGAUGGUGCCAACUUCACAGCAGCCCGCCAAGGCUAUCGCCGUGCCACCCGUACUGAUCUUGUCUACUUUGAUAACUCUCCAGACUACUGUGUCUUAGACAAGGCUGCAGGUUCCCUAGGCACUGCAGGCCGUGUCUGUAGCAAGACAUCUAAAGGAACAGACGGUUGUGAAAUCAUGUGCUGUGGCCGAGGGUAUGACACAACUCGAGUCACUCGUGUCACCCAGUGUGAGUGCAAAUUCCACUGGUGCUGUGCUGUGCGGUGCAAGGAGUGCAGAAACACUGUGGAUGUCCACACUUGCAAGGCACCCAAGAAGGCAGAGUGGCUGGACCAGACCUGAAGAUACGGAUACCUCACUCAUCCCUCUACUUCAAGCCUUGCAACUCAAAAAGCACAAGAACCUUGCAUGCACACCUUCCUCCACCCUCAACCCUGGGCUGCUACAGCUUCUAUUUAAAGACUUGGGGAGUAAUCCAAAGGGACCAUGGUGUCCUAGCUGGUUCCUUAGCCCUGGGAAGGAGUUGAUAGGGAAUAUAAGAAACUGAGUGGCUCUCUGGUUUCCCCCUGUAGGUUCGAAGGGAAAGCAGAAGAGAUGUAGGGGGGUCUUCAGAGUAAUCUGAGUUGCACUAAAGUACCAUUUUUCAAGGUCAAAACUCAUUUUUCCUUUCUUUGCACUGGUUUCCUAAUACUUCUUGGGUGUGCAAGAGAAAGGAUCUCUGGAGACUGCUUCCUUUUAAUCCUGCCCUGGCUGAGAAUAGAUAAGACAGAGAUGAAACUACAUGUUCCUACCCUGGAGACAGUAUGAGGAGAUGUCUUGGUACCCAAAAGAUGAACUAUAUCACUGUACUAUGGAGAGACUGAGAUUGCUAGACAAGAGGUCAGCAGUUUAUUAACUGCUGUUUAGAGGGGGAAAUCAUGUAACUAUACAAAUACACAUUCUCUCUUUUUUCCAUAUAUCAGAUAGCACUGCCUCUUUUGUUCACUUGCUGCCUGCUCAAACUGAGGUGGCAUACAAUAGGUUCUCAUGCCUAACAAAUCAUGAAAACAGCUUGGAACAGUACUAGGAGAGAAUAAUAGAGUAAGUCUGAGUAGGCCUAGGGAUUUUUCCCCAUUCAUUAUUCUGAAGGUUAGCUAGGUUUGGGAAUCACACUGAUAGAUAACUCAUGAAGAAUGGGAGAGGUAAGCAGGCUGGCUAUAUGAGGCCAGUGUAUGAUAGAAAUAUAGGGACCUCUGUUUUGGGUUUUUUUUUUUAAUUUUUUUUUUUUUUUUAAUUGGGGCUGGGGAUUUAGCUCAGCGGCAUAAGUGCCUGCCUUGCAAGCAGGCAGUCGUGAGUUCGAUCCCUGGUACCGAUAAAAACGAAAAAGACAAAAAAAAAUUUUUUUUAUUGAACGUACAACCUCAUGCUUGCCAGGCAGGUGCUAUGCCACUGAGCUAUAUCCCUGGCCUUUUUUUCUUUUUUCUUUUGUUGAAAUGGGGUCUUGCUGUGUUGCUCAGACUGGCCUCAAACUUAGGAUUGUCCUGUCUCAGCUUCCUGAGUAGCUGGCAUAACAGGAGUGUGCAGCAUCCAACUUGGCUUUUAUAAUUCUUUAGGAGAGGGUCCUAACCUUUGAAACUAGAAGUGGAGCCAGUGUCUACAUAAAGAAAGAGAGCUGGGGCUUGGAGCCAAAACGGUAACAACUUAGAAGGUCCUCCUAUUUACUCAACAAAUCUUUAGUGACUCUCCAAGUCCUAGUGAUUAAUACUAUUCAUAUUUGAAAUAGGGGAAGAUUCCUUCUAUGCUACUACCUUACCUAACAAGGUGUGAAGUAGUGGAGUCUCUAAAGAUAGUAGAUUCAUUAGUAAACUGGAGGAUAGGACAUGGGAGUCCAAAAACUUUGAUGUCCUAAUUGACUUACGUGUUUUGACAGUGGUUAUCUCUUGCCUGUUAAUAUUUUAAAACAGCAGAGUGAUGUAGAAAUUUACAGUUAUAACAGCCCUGCAUUGAAAUUACAGCUGUGUCACUUGUUUUUAUUUUUAUCAAGACAAUUAAAUUUUCUAAGCCUCUA